Messenger RNA from Durusdinium trenchii, 3375 nucleotides. The record is from the annotation of a GenBank genome assembly. Lineage: Eukaryota; Dinophyceae; Suessiales; Symbiodiniaceae.
AUGGAGCAAGUGGUGCUGGCGAUGGAGAAGUACACGAUCAAGGUAACAACAAUGUUGAGCUUCAUCUACUACAGCUUCACCUACUUCCUUGUGUAUACCAUGGGGGUCUUUGCUGCAGGCGUCUACAUUGAACACAAGUACAAGAGGAUUACCAGAUUCUUUGUCACAUGGCGCCGGGUGGAUGACUUCCUGAACGCGAUCAAGAUGAAGUUCAUGAACCUGUUCCUGAAGAUGCUGGAACUGGACAUGGACGUUGAGAAGUGCAACUUCGAUCUCUUCAAGAUGAACGUGAAGGUCGAGGUGAAAGGUGGGGUGUUGGACAUUUUGUCACACACCCAUGCGCAGACGCUUGCUGCGCUGCGCCGCACAGUGGCACAGAUGGUAUCUUAUUCAUCCUUCAAGGCAAAGUUGGACGACCGAUGGGGCUCUUUGGCAUUACCGAUGGGGCAAGUCUUGACAUUUCUAGGUUACAUCUUGGAGGCCAAUGCUCCUCAGCUCCACGGACGGUUGGAAACAAGACAGAACUCCAACGGCUCCGUGUGGGCUCGUCAGCUGAUCUCAGGGCCUCCAAAGCUUGCAGAGCAACUUGUGGAGCUGACCAUUGAGCCGGACCGGAGUGUGAACUUUUUGCGAAGAAAAGCGGAGCAAGCACUCCAGAGGCCACUGAAGGCCUUGUUUGGCGGAGGCCGUUUGAACAAUCCCAGCCGACUCUGCGAUGUGGGCGUCCAAGAUGGUGAUCUGCUGACGGCCAUCGUGCGAGAGCCGGGCCCCAUCAUGGAAUCCUAUCGGAAGGCUCGUGCUUUCGCGGCCAUUUGCGACGGCGAAGUGGUCACUUGGGGCGCACCUCACUUCGGUGGCCAACUGCCUGCACGGCUGCGACCGCGGCUGGUGGACGUGGCUUCGGUGGUGGUCUCAGCGUAUGCCUGUUGCGCACUCCGGAAUGACGGGGAGGUGGUCACUUGGGGCUCUGAGCUGUCAGGAGGGGAUUCGGAAGAAGUCACUCACGAGCUUCGUGACGUGAUCGAAAUCUACGCGACGGACGCAGCCUUUGCAGCAUUGAAAGGUAAUGGCAGUGUUGUGACCUGGGGCGAUGCCAGGAAUGGUGGCAGCUCUAAAGAAGUUUCAGGUGAUUUGUUUGGGGUUCAGAAAAUCUUUGCUUCCACCACAGCCUUUGCUGCAAUCCGAUCUGAUGGUCGAGUGGUUACUUGGGGUGCAAGGAAUGCUGGAGGCGACAGUAGCGCAGUGCAGGAUCAGCUGCGAGAUGUGAAGCAAAUACAUGCAACCAACGUGGCCUUUGCAGCAGUGAGAGGAGACGGCUCAGUUGUUACGUGGGGUGCAGUCAGCGGAGGUGGGGAUUGCAGCGAAGUAGCUGAUCAACUGGUGAACAUCGGGCAGAUUCACUCAACCACCCGAUCCUUUGCUGCGCUUUCUGCUGAUGGGAAGGUUGUAACCUGGGGUGCUCCCAGCACUGGUGGUGACAGCUCCACAGUGCAAGGUGAGUUGUUGGAUGUAGUGCAGCUGGCGGCCAGCGAGACCGCCUUUGUGGCCAUCCGGGAGGAUGGUGCAUUAUUCACCUGGGGCGACUCGAAGAUCCCAGAUGUGGAGCAGCUAUCUGCGGUUUCUCGACAGGUUUUGGCCACCGAUUCGGCCUUUGCUGCCCUGGGAGUCGAUGGCAAAGUUGUCACCUGGGGGUCGAAGAAGGGAGGCGACAGCAGUGGUGUCCAGGAGCAAUUGGUGGAGGUUGGGGGCCACAGCUAUUGGUCUGCAGACUCUGAGGAUCUGAUGGACGUGUGGCAGCUUCAGCACCUCCAUGCCUUGGAUUUGAAUGCUGCCGGAACAACCGGCGGUGCCGUGUGGUGGUCAGCGCUAGCGGAAAAGAUUGUGCAUACUACGAAGACCAGAUCCACCUCCUCCUUCUUCAGCCCCCGUACGGAGCUCCGAGCCUUCGCCACCCCCACCACCCAAACCCGGCUCUGUCGCUUGGGUGUCGCCAGUGUGGCCCCUCCCUCGGUGUCCUCCGUGCCCUCAGCACCGUCGAUGCCUUCCGCGCCCUCGGCACCGUCGGGCAUCAGCACCGUGGGCGCGCCGACCCAGACCGCUUCUGCGGGGUCGUUGGGCUGGCACCGGACCGGUGCGACUUCUCCCUGGCGGCCGCAUUCCUUCACACCACCCGGGGUGGUGGUACCCGCAUGGGCGUGGCUGCCGGAAGAGGCCAAGCGACCCAGUGAGACUUCGAAGCUUUUGAACUUGCCGACACCUAACCGGAGUCGAUCCUUGCAACGAGUCGUGGGCACCUUGCAUGGUCCACCCCUAAGAGCCACCUUAUCGGGCAUGCCGACCGCACUGCGGGCCGCACGAGAUGCGAGACAGGUCCAGGGCCGCUUAAGGCCUGAGGUGGGCAUCUCCCCUGGCGCGCGCGAGUUGGCGGAGUCUCCGGACGUGGAGCUCAAGAAGGAGCUCUACCGUAUACGGGAUGGCAGCCAGAUCUUUUUCCACAUUUUGAAGCCAAAGGGCAAGACGCCCACGCAUGCACUUGUGUUCUUGCACGGAUAUAGUUCAACUGGUGACCUUUACCUUGAGUUUCUCUCCGAGCUGGCCCGUUCUGGUGCCAUGGUCUUGAUCCCAGACUUACCUGGUCAUGGGCGAUCCGAUGGACUUCUCUUGUAUAUCCCUGACUGGUGGGUCUUCGUUGACCAAGUCUGGACCGCUCUAGAGCUCGUUCUGCCAGUCGAGUGCAUUUUCGAUGGACAGAUGCUGCCGCUCUUCUUAGCAGGCAACUCUUUGGGUGGUGGCCUUGCAGCUUGCAUGGUCCUGCAGCGCCCCAGCUUCUUCAAAGGCGUGUUGUUGCUGUGCCCCAUGCUCACAGUGAGUGACGAAGUGAAGCCACCCUGGAUUGUGCAGAUGAUCUUCAAAUAUGUCGUUGCGCACCUGUUUCCUACCUGGCCUGUGAGUCCGGUGAAAGAUCUCUCGGACUUUGACUUCCGCGAUCCUCUUCAAGGAAACAAGUACGUGAAGGUGAAUCCCAUGUCGCUACAGGGCUUGACCCCACGACUGGGAACCUCAUUGCAGCUGGGCUUCAUCUAUCCAGACUGGCUCAAGGAGCGCCUCAGCGAGGUGCGCACGCCCUUCAUCAUCCAGCAUGGCUUGGAGGACAGGGUCACCGAUCCGAACACCUCGAAGGAGCUCUACAAGGAAGCGAUUGCCAAAGAUAAGACCCUGAAGCUCUACGAUGGAGUCUACCACUGUGAGAUGUUUUGUUGCCUGCCCGGGAACGAGAAGUUGUUGGGCCUCAAAUGGUCUCCAGAGCAGGUUGCUGUGACAAAGACCUGCCUGGAAGACAUGAAGCAAUGGAUGGCAGAGAGGAUUGGUUCAUGA